CACGGAACCGUUCCCCUAAACAUACACACAUGGAAUACUGCUUCAUUCUGCUGCUGUGGACCUGGGUCCUGCUACCAGGCAUGCAGCACUGCUUCAAUUUUGACACAAAGAAGUAUAAGAUCAUUGAAGGUUCCAAGGAGGCCCAGUUUGGCUACACCGUGCAGCAGCAUGAGGCAGGAGGACAGAAGUGGCUACUAGUUGGAGCUCCCUUUGAAACCAGUGGCCAACACCAGACAGGCGAUGUGUACAAAUGCCCAAUGAACAUGCGUGCCAAAACCAACUGCACUCGACUCAACCUAGGAAAGGUAUCCCUGAACAAUGUGUCAGAGCGCAAGGAUAAAAUGAGGCUGGGCAUGACAUUGACCUCCAACCCUACGGACCACAGCUUUGUGACCUGUGGUCCUCUGUGGUCGUACGAGUGUGGGAGCUCCUACUACAGCACUGGCAUCUGCUCAAGGGUGAAUGAAGGUUUCAAGUUCUCCAGAACCAUCGCGCCAGCCUUUCAGAGGUGUGAGACCUACAUGGAUAUAGUGAUUGUUCUAGAUGGGUCCAACUCCAUCUACCCUUGGUACGAGGUUCGGGACUUCCUUGUCAACAUUCUGCAGAAGUUCUACAUUGGUCCAGGUCAGAUCCAGGUCGGAGUGGUGCAGUAUGGGUCAAGGGUGGUCCAUGAGUUCGCCUUGAAUGACUUUCGCACUGUGGAAGAGGUGGUCGAAGCAGCCAAGACCAUUGACCAGCGGGGAGGGGAGGAGACGCGCACUGCCCUGGGUAUCAGCGUGGCACGGACAGAGGGAUUUAAACGUGGAGGUCGGAAAGGGGCCAAGAAAGUGAUGCUUGUGAUUACGGACGGUGAAUCCCACGACAGCCCCGACCUGCAGAAGGUCAUGGAAGAUUGCAAUGCGGAUAACAUUACCACAUAUGCCAUUGCUGUCCUGGGCUACUACAAUCGGCGGGGGAUAAACCCAGAAGCCUUCUUGAAAGAGAUAAAAUAUAUCGCCAGCGAUCCUGACGAGAAACACUUCUUCAAUGUGACAGAUGAAUCUGCACUGAAGGACAUAGUUGACGCUCUGGGAGAGAGGAUCUUCAGUCUAGAGGGAAUGAACCCUAACGGGACGGGGUUCGGCCUGCAGAUGUCUCAGGCAGGCUUCUCAUCACACAUUGUGGAGGAUGGCAUCUUGGUUGGGGCUGUGGGGGCUUAUGACUGGAACGGUGCGGUCCUGAAAGAGACCCGCCAUGGAAAGGUAAUCCCAUCUAAGUCCUCCUACCUAGAAGAGUUCCCAGAAGAACUGAAAAACCAUGGGGCUUACUUGGGUUACACAGUUAACAGUGUGGUGUCGGCAAAAGGCAAGCGGAUAUAUUUGUCUGGAGCCCCCCGAUUCAACCACACAGGGAAAGUCAUUGUGUUCAUUCUGAAAAACAACGGGAAUCUCACCAUCCUGCAGUCACUCAAGGGCUACCAGAUUGGCUCCUACUACGGCAGUGAGCUAGCUCCUUUGGACAUUGACGGGGAUGGUGUGACAGACUAUCUCCUGGUGGCAGCGCCCAUGUUCUUCAGUAAGGGCUGGGAGAGGGGCAAUGUCUACAUCUACAAAAUGACAAAAAGGACCCUUUUUAUUUUGGAAGGGUCCCUUGAAAUUUCAGACCAGAACCAGAACUCUCGUUUCGGCUCGGCAAUGGCAGUCAUCCCUGAUAUGAAUGGUGACGCGUACAGGGAGGUGGUGGUGGGGGCCCCACUGGAGGACAACCACCAGGGGGCCAUUUACCUUUUCUACGGGCAGCUCAGUGGCAUACAACCCAAAUACAGACAGAGAAUUUCUGCAGCAGGCCUCUCUGCUGGUCUGCAGUAUUUUGGCCGUAGCAUUCAUGGGAUGAUGGAUGUUAAUGAAGACGGGCUGGUGGACUUGGCUGUGGGUGCAUUCGGAGCAGCAGUACUGAUCUGGUCUCGCAGCGUAGUGCGCAUCCAAACCAAAAUUACCUUUGAACCGGAAAAGAUCAACACAUUCAACAAGGACUGCCGCAGGGGAGGCAAAGACGUCACCUGCAUGUCUUCCAUUGUGUGUCUCGGCCUGGACGCCAGGACUCCGUUGCAGAGUCACAGAGUUGGUGUGUGGUUCAGUGUGCUGAUAGAUGAGAGGAGGUACCCUCCCAGAGCCUCUCUGAAUGACAAUGACAGACAGCAGCAGACCAGGAACCUGACACUCUGGCGCAAAGAGGAGUCCUGCGAAAACAUCCAGUUCUAUGCACAGGAAACUACAGACUACGGUCAUCCCAUAGUGUUUGUGGUGGAGGUUGGACUGCAGAGUCUAGAUGAAGGCCCAGUUCUGGACCAUAGCUGGCCCACCACCUUUAGGACUGAGCUCCCCUUCUGGAAUGGAUGUGAAGGAGAUGAGAGCUGUGUCCCUGAUCUUGUCCUGCAGAGUCACACGGACCUUCUAGACAUUAGGCAGUUCUGUGAGCUGAGAGAACGGGCUAUGUGGGCGCUCUGUCGCCACCAGGGGACUUUGGUGGGCUCGACGGAAGGCGUUGUGGAGUCGUCCCGCAGGAGGCUGGUGGUAGAUGCUCGACUGGACAACCGAGGAGAGAAUGCUUACGGCACCACCCUCAACAUCUCCCACUCCAACAACUUGCUCUUCUCCAGUCUUAUAGUGAAGGACUCUGACGCCCAGAUUGAAUGUCGUGCUGAGGACAGGGAGAGGAACGAGAGGAUCUGCAAUGUCAGCUCACCCUUUAUGAGGUCACUGGCCCAGGUGUCUUUCCGGCUGGAGUUUGAAUUGAGUCACUCUGUCUUCCUGGACCAUGUGAGGGUUGUCCUGGACGCUGCCAGCGACGGGGAGGAGAAGAACCCGGACGACAACAGAAACAACAUCUUCCAUCCACUGAAGUAUGAGGUGGACCUCCUGUUCACAAGGGACUCCAAGCCUCCACGUUUUGAGAUCAACACAGACCCCUCCUGGAAGAAAGUUGACAGCAGUGGACAAACGUUUAACCUUACUUAUCAUAUCCAGAAUCUGGGUUUCUUCCCAGUUUCAGACUUACAGUUAACUGUUGACGUGUUUGCCGUUACCAUGGGUGGUAACCAUCUACUCCAGAUUACCAAUAUCGACAUUGACCGGGCGGUCAGCUCUGACUGUGUCCUACCGAGCAGCACAACUCCGAACCACGUUUCUCCUGAAGAUCUCUCACACAUCCCACAACUGAAUCAGUCCAACAGCAGGCCACUGCCAGUCCACUGCAGUCUCGCCCUGCCUGCAUACAAGCAAGUCCGAGUGACAGUCAGCGGGUUGUGGCACCUCCAAGCUCUCCUCGCCGUGAGGUUUAAAACUCUGACAUUGGUUACAGCAGCCUCUGUUGAGCUGAGUCCGUCCAGUCCCAUGUUCCUUCAUGAGGAGAAACCAACAAGACACAUAAUCCUGGAGAUGAGAAAAGAGGAAGAUUACAGGAUUCCUGUCUGGAUUAUAGUGGGAAGCACGCUGGGCGGUCUGUUGCUGCUCGCCCUGCUCGUCUUGGCCCUGUGGAAGUUGGGAUUCUUCAACAGGCAAAAACAGCAGAAGGACGAGGGGGGGCAGGUAGCCAAUGGGAAGAUGGCAGAGGAGCGGUAACCGUGGCGACAGUGCAGACCCAAGUCAGCACCAUCACUCAGGGACCCCACCCCCGCCCAGGCACCCCCAGACUGUCGUCCGCUUGACAAAUGCCUGAACAGUACCUGUCUUGCACUGCUGAGCACUCUCACUCACUGGUUUGAGAUCCACGCAUCUCCCGCUGAAGAACCUGGAUCAACUGACCCCCUCCGGGCCAGAUUGAAAGAGGUCCUGGUUACCAGUUGACCCCUUAGAACCAUUGUCUUUAACAUCGCAAAGCCAAAUGAAUAUCUGCCUAAACCAGACCAGUGACCACAGAAAGUGUGCGGUCUUCUGUGUGUUUGUGUGUAGAUAUGCCUAUUAAGAAAACAGGCAACGUGUUGAGGACACAGAAAGACCUUUAUUAGCUGAGGAUGUCCUUAUUUUGACCUUUGUUAUUGCGCUCCUCAGAUAUUCGACAGCAACUCGCCACUCAUUUAUUUUGGGGGGAGAAAAUGUUGCUCACAGAUAUUUUAUAUUUUAUUAGCAAAUGGCAUGUUCUAUAGCUGAUGCACUUUGUUGUAUAAAGAGAAACUUGAAUUUUGUACAUAACCAACUGCCUUCACAGCCUACUUAAGUUGUCGAAGACUAUCACAAAACAUGGCAUUACUAUAGAAUUACAUAGUAGUUACAAUGUUGUCUGUAUGUACACCAGUAUGAGGCCGCUUGAAAAUGUGGAUAGCCACAUGUGGACAAUCUGAGCACAAG
This is a messenger RNA of Esox lucius (northern pike), 4325 nucleotides long. RefSeq names its product integrin, alpha 11b (gene itga11b). Gene Ontology annotation, molecular function: integrin binding. Bases 30 to 3599 code for a protein of 1189 amino acids. The transcript has 30 exons. Lineage: Eukaryota; Metazoa; Chordata; Actinopteri; Esociformes; Esocidae. Gene Ontology annotation, biological process: cell-cell adhesion; cell-matrix adhesion; cell adhesion mediated by integrin. The record is from RefSeq and is a predicted model, not a curated record. Gene Ontology annotation, cellular component: integrin complex; external side of plasma membrane.